AGCAGCUCCGGCUCCAACCAGUGCCCGUAAGUCCAGAGAGGGUCAACAUUUUUGGGGUACAUUGUGAGCCUCUAACAGGAACUGUAAAGAGAAAGCAGUGGGUGAAAAGUACCACCUGUCUUCUUGGGACGCACUUUACGCACUUUUACUGAGUUUUAUUUACAGUAGCAUAGCGACUAUACGAUCCUCAGCAGUGUUCUGAGACUGUAUAGUCGCACUUGGUCUCCGAGACUAAAAAGGCUGGCUUGAAAGACUAAUGAAGAGAUAAGGAAGAUUCUCCCUCCCCCGCCUCCUGAACGACACUAACAGCAGCACUAGUGGCACAAUCAGUGCUGUAAGACUGAGGGGCAUCGAGGGCACCAGCCUGCAUAGUGCAUUCUCAGGACUUAAGGCACCACUUUAGGGACAGUUUCAGCCAUGACUGCUGACAAGGAAAAGAAAAGGACUAGCUCAGAAAGGCGAAAGGAGAAAUCACGGGAUGCUGCACGGUGCAGGAGGAGCAAGGAGACAGAAGUGUUCUACGAGCUGGCCCGUCAGCUACCUCUGCCACACAGCAUCAGCACACAUCUGGACAAAGCAUCUAUCAUGCGACUCACUAUUAGUUUCUUACGGACCCGCAAGCUUUUGUCCUCUGCAUGGCCAAAAGAAACAGAGUCAGACUGCCAGAUGGAUGGAUUGUACCUUAAAGCCCUAGAAGGAUUUAUUACAGUAGUGACACAAGACGGAGACAUGAUCUUUCUGUCAGAAAAUGUCAGCAAGUACAUGGGACUGACACAGGUAGAACUAACGGGGCACAGCAUUUUUGAUUUUACUCACCCUUGUGAUCAUGAAGAAAUAAAAGAGAACCUGUGCUUGAAAAACGGUUAUGGGAAAAAGAACAGAGAAAUGAACUCAGAGCGUGAUUUCUUUAUGAGAAUGAAAUGCACAGUUACAAGCAGGGGACGAACAGUCAAUCUAAAAUCUGCCACUUGGAAGGUCCUGCACUGCACUGGACAUAUUCAGACACAUGGUUCCUGCCAACAGCAUACUUUAUGUGGAUUUAAAGAUCCUCUACUUGCUUAUCUGAUCAUAGUAUGUGCUCCUAUUCAACAUCCCUCCAACAUCGACAUCCCUCUGGACAGCAAGACAUUUCUAAGUCGCCAUAGUAUGGAUAUGAAAUUUACUUAUUGUGAUGACAGAAUUACCGAACUGAUGGGAUACCAUUCUGAAGAACUACUUGGCCGAUCAGUGUAUGAAUUCUACCAUGCAUUGGAUUCAGAAAAUAUGACGAAAACCCACCAGAACUUAUGCACCAAAGGUCAAGUCAUUAGUGGCCAGUACAGGAUGCUUGCAAAGCAUGGUGGGUAUGUUUGGAUAGAAACACAUGGAACUGUCAUCUAUAACUCACGCAACUCUCAGCCUCAGUGUAUCAUCUGCAUCAAUUAUGUGCUAAGUACAAUUGAGGAGAAUAACACUGUGUUCUCAGUGGACCAGACAGAGUCAGUGUUCAAACCGCACCUGAUGACAAUGAACAGCAUCUUCAGCAGGAGUGUACUUGCAUCUGAGCAAGGUGACCUGCUCUACCGUAAACUGAAGGAAGAGCCUGAUGACCUGGAGCAACUAGCACCCACUCCAGGUGAUGCAGUUGUUUCUCUGGACUUUGGAACUCAGCGGUUUGAUGACUCCUCUGUAUACAAGAAAUCCAUCAUGCCUCUUACUAACACAUCUUGGACACCUGAGGCAAAGAAACCAAGUUCUGAAGCAGAGGUUACCAAGCCACCAGCCUUCAGCCUGCCACAGGUUCCCCCUGGGAGCAGAACCCCGAGCACAUGCAGCAGUAGCAGUUGCUCUACACCAAGUAGCCCAGGUGACUAUUAUGGUCCUUUGGAGAGUGACCUUAAGACAGAGCUGGUAGAAAAGCUUUUUGCAAUGGACACUGAAUCUAAAAAUCAGUGUAACACUCAGGCUGAUUUUAAUGAACUGGACCUUGAAACACUAGCACCAUACAUUCCUAUGGAUGGAGAAGACUUUCAGUUGAACCCAAUAUGUCAGGAAGAACACCCUGUGUCAGAAUAUCCACAAAACUCCCAACAGAUGUUUGGAAGCAUGAGUGGCUUGUUUCAACCUAUAGUCCCAACAGCUCAGUCCCCACUUAUCUCCAGCACAUAUUGUCCACAGAUGACAUUGCCUGAGAAGGGUAACCCCAACCAUGCACAGCCAGUGAAUCAUUCUUCUUUGGCUUAUAACAAUGAUAAAAGAGGAUUACCACCUUACCAAGCACCAGCCAGCACUCCAUUGUCUUCACAAGGGGGAAGAGCCAAUGUCCAGUGGCCACCAGAUCCGCCUUUCAGAUAUGCGCCUUCUAAAUGGAGAACAGCUCCGUUUUCUCGAUCGUUUUCUGGAACACAGCUGGGACCAGCGUUACAAUCCCAAAGUAUUCCUUUAUUUAAGCAAAGGUCUCUGGAAAGCUUUGGGCAGCGAGGUAAAGAUGUAACGCCCGCAAUGAUUGCUAUUUCAAACAGUCUGAAACGGAAGCGGCAGUUACAAUAUAUUGAGCAACAAUUUCAAGAAAUCAGUGGGGAUGAUGCCCAUAAUGCAGCUUGUCACGCAAUUUGGAAAAAGAUGAAAGGCCUCAAAGGAGAACACUGUUCUUUAAUGAUGGAAAAAAAGUCUCUCAGCACAAGUGCCCUUACAGAAAAGUUUAUCUGCAGAGCCCUUGACUAUCCAUCGACUUUAAGAGACCAUGCGGUCUGUAGAGCCUCUAAUGAUAAUCACAAAGCUAUGGUUCCUGCACAGUUUUACUGCUCUAACUAUCAAGCAAUAGGUCCUCAGGCACUAUCAGCAGCUAAAGUGGCAGGAGCAGCUAAUCUUUUGCUGAGUCCAUUGUCUGAAUCUUACCUGUUGCCAGAAUUGACAAGAUAUGACUGUGAGGUUAAUAUUCCAGCUCUUGGCAACUCAAAUCUUCUUCAAGGAAGUGACCUACUCAUAGCACUUGACCAAGCAACCUAAGUAGUUCUGCAAUAACAGCUUCAAUUUUUAUCUGUAUUUUUACAAGUAGAAUAUCUGUAUAAUCGAUAUAUCUUAAAGAUUUAAAUGUCAGACAUGUCCAUGUCAACACAUAGUGGCCUUUUUGAAGUUAUUUGAUAUCAUUCAGACAUAAAAAUGUCUAACUGCUGUAGUAAUUUCUCUGUUUUAAUAAAGAUCCUCUUCUUCUUUGAAACAUUUUAUCUUACUUUUAUAUCUUCACAUAUUUUGUUCUCAUCUUUCUUUUCUGAAUGCUGCUGCCUUGAAUUCUUUAAGACAGUGAAGAUGUGUAUGUGUGCGUGUCCAUGAAAAUAUGCAUGUGCACUUUUUAGGAUAAUUGGAAUGGUCACAUGCUGUCUAUAAAUGUUUGUUUUGCCCCCACACACACAUUUGUAAGCGUUCAUACACACACACACACACACACACACACACACACACACACACACACACACACACACACACACACACACACACAAAUAUACACACAUGCACAUGCUCACACAAAGAAUUAAGCUACUCUACCAAAAUGUCUGUAUUAUGCUAGUAACUUUUCUUUUUUCAAAGACAAUUCUCAUAUUUUUCUUUCUUUAAGUGAUGUACUUUGCCAUUAACUGUUGCACUUUUUGUACUUUUUGCUAUCAUUAGAAAUAAAAUAUAAAAGAGAAACUGCAAUAUAUGUGGAUGUAUGUGAAAAGUUGCACACUGUAGCAUUCCUUGAAUUGUCCUUAUUUGGUGGCUUUUUUAAACAAAGUAUUAAGCUUUUUAAAUUUUGUACUGUAGGUGUUUAGUAUUUAUCUUGUAUUGGUACUUAGUAAUACCUAAAAACAGAAAUCAGAACGGAGUCCUGUUCACAUAACCAUCCUUUAUAAUCAUCUUAUUGUCACAGUAGGCAAUUACUUAUUAAAUGUCUCCUGUGUGGAAUGCAGAUAUGUGGAGGGCAACAGUGCAGGACAAAACUAAUAUUACUGUUUGGAGAAAUCCGUUAUGUCUUCUUUUGCAUUACAUUAAUCAGUCCACAAAUGUUUAACUUGGUAUCAUUUAAGAAAAAAAUAUACAACUAUAUAUAUUUUUGGUUUAUUUUUAGCAGUGUCUGAACCACCUUUUCAAAAAAAAAAAAAAGAUAUUCUGUCAUAUGUUGCCUUUAAUUCUUUGUGGUCCCUGAAGUGCAAUAAAUUCACCGAACAGCUGUUUAACAAAUAUUGUUUUGAUAACCAUGUUACAAUGGAAAAACUUCUUUUAUAAUAGUCUUUUAGCUGGAAAGUAGAUGGGUUUCUCUGUUAUGUCAAGCUGCUAAAUAGUCUACAAAAGUCUGUAAAAGAAUGUUGAGUAGAAGCUAAUGACAAACACAUAAACACACACACGUAUGUAUGUAUAUGUCUAUAUAUAUAUAUAUAUAUAUAUAUAUAUAUAUAUAUAUAUAUAUAUAUAGACAUAUACGUAGAUAUACGUAAACUGUGCCUUAUAAGUAGGCACACAAGCUUAUAAAUCCCAUUAAAAUAUACUUGUGUGGAGAAUUCUCAGAUUCUUUUAUGACCCUGCAUGGGCUUCUUUACAUGUGAUCAGUGGCCUGCAGAAAAAAAAAUGAAUGGCAUAACACCAAAUACUUUUUCUCAUAGGACAUCAUUACCAUUGCAAUUUCUAAUUAUGUGCCAGAAUUGUUCACUUCUUUUCGGCAAUUUGUCCCUUCUUUGAGUUGAUGUGAGCAUAGAGUUGGCAUAUAUAAGUUCAGGGGAAUGUGGGGAGGCGUAACCCUCACAUCAGAGGCGUGCAAAAAAAGCAAGGAACAAAGGAGUUUGUUGCCCUUUUGUAUUUUGGACUCUUUAUUUGUUGUUCUUUUGGAAUAUCGACUUUCAAGAAGUCGAUAUUUCAUAGUGGAAUCCCCUGCAUGCUGCUGGCAAGGUGUUCAAAAUAGUGGUAUUUGAAAAAUAUGUACUGUAAGGCAUAAACAGUUUACUUUAAACUAAUAGAUACAUGUUUAAGAAAAUCUGAGGCCCCAGGCCAAGUAAUUAGGCCACAAAGAAAUAAUAUUGUAAUUGUUCUGUGAGUGUGGUCUAUAACUUACUGGUUAGAUAUAUCAUUAAGAGAUCAAGAAUUCAUCUCUGAAAUAUCUUGUGUCUAUUUCUAAAAGGGCUGAACAGGUGUUUUCUUCAUUCACCAUUACAGUGGGUCAGUUUGGUUAAUUAACUUGUAUUCAGCUGAACUGCCAGGAGAGUGAAGCGUGAGGUUCCACAGAAAGAACCAGAACUAAAUUCACUCAUACUUAAUAGCAUAGGUCAUUUUACAAUUUUAACAAUUUUAUGGUGCACUGAAAAUCUGACUGCCAUGCUUUAUUUUAUAUUUUUGCAUUAAGGUCAGGUUUAAAAGUAUUGAAAUUAAAAUAUUCCAACAUGCCUGAAAACUGUAGAUAUUUUGUUAUGGUAGUUUUGACAGGUGUCGAAAAUGUAGAGUGACAGUCAAAAUGGAGGCUUUGUGGAUUAGCUUUGGUGGCUUUGUAGUACAAAAUGCCAUAGCAUGUGAACAUUUGAUGUAUUUCUGCUGUUUGUUUAAACACUGGCAAGUUCCUUCCUGCUGUCUUGCAGUUAAAGGAGACAGAAGUGUACGCAGUCUUCUAAAUAAUUUUAGUAAUACUGAAUGUCUACUGUUUAAUCAAAAGUAUAGAUUUAACUUCCAUUUAUCUCCUGUUGCUAAAUAUUUUUAACAUUGCUGUUGUUGUAUGGGUGUAUUAAUCUAAGAAAAUGUAUUUUGACACUGAUACUUUAUUAAAGCUUACUGAUUCUA
This is a messenger RNA of Protopterus annectens (West African lungfish), 5781 nucleotides long. RefSeq names its product endothelial PAS domain protein 1 (gene EPAS1). Gene Ontology annotation, molecular function: RNA polymerase II transcription regulatory region sequence-specific DNA binding; protein dimerization activity; DNA-binding transcription factor activity, RNA polymerase II-specific. Lineage: Eukaryota; Metazoa; Chordata; Ceratodontiformes; Protopteridae. The record is from RefSeq and is a predicted model, not a curated record. Gene Ontology annotation, biological process: cellular response to hypoxia; regulation of transcription by RNA polymerase II. The transcript has 16 exons. Bases 418 to 2988 code for a protein of 856 amino acids.